This is a messenger RNA of Zootermopsis nevadensis, 1138 nucleotides long. NCBI's taxonomy places the organism in Eukaryota, Metazoa, Arthropoda, Insecta, Blattodea, Termopsidae. The record is from RefSeq and is a predicted model, not a curated record.
CAUGAGAAAUAUUAUUAAAAUCACAGUGUGCAUUUUAGUUAUGGUCAACAGUACAUAUAAUGUAUGAUUUGAUUUUACAGACUGUUAUUGAAGAUGUAGAGAAAAUCUUGGAUGAUGCAGAUGGUAUAACCUCAGUACAUGGCAGGUACUACCUCCUUGCCAGCCAGUUUUAUCGCCUGCAAGGGAAGCACGCGGACUAUUACCGGACAGCACUAAGGUACCUGGGUUGUGUGGAACUGUCUGAUCUGAGUCCAAGUGAACAGGAACAACAUGCUUUUUUCCUUGGUCUUGCUGCCCUUCUUGGAGAAGGUGUAUAUAAUCUUGGAGAGUUGUUGGCUCACCCAGUGCUGGAAACUCUUAAAUCUACAGACAAAGCAUGGUUGGUAGACCUCCUGUAUGCUUUCAACACUGGAGACAUUGUUCUGUUUGAGAAGAUGAAGCCCCAGUGGUCCAGUAUUGCUGACUUGGCAGCACAGGAGCUAAAACUACGACAGAAAAUUUCUCUUUUGUGCUUGAUGGAAAUGACAUUCAAACGACCUGCCACACAUCGACAAUUAACAUUUGAAGAGAUAUCUCAAGAAACUCGAUUGCCUGUGAAUGAGGUUGAAUUGCUGGUGAUGAAGGCUCUAGCACAGGGAUUGGUACGUGGUGCUAUUGACCAAGUGGCCAGUAAUGUCCACAUGACAUGGGUGCAGCCCAGAGUGCUAGACAAACAACAGAUCUCAUCCAUGGUCCAGCGUCUGGAUUGCUGGUGUAAGGAUGUCAAUUCUAUGGAGCUGCUUCUAGAAACUAAGGCUCAUGAGUUCUUAACUUUGUGAAGUAUUGCUUGUGCAGGAAUGAGGACAAUUUUCAUAUUUAAUUCCCAAAACUACAUUUGUAAACAUGUUUAACAUUAGUAAGGAUAAGAGUAUGUAUCUUUACAGUGAGAUAUUAAAAAUGUUAUGCUAACAGAUGCAAAUGCUUUUCGUUUCCAAGAGGUGAACACAAGUAUUGGCUGUUCCAUAUUCUAUUCUGUUUGCUUUAAUAAUGAAAUAUGUUUAAUGGAGAGAUAACGCCCAUUUGCAUGAGCUAUCUCCAUAAUUGCUCGGUGGACUUCUAUGAAAAUGGUAGUUGUCUACAAUAAAGGUUGAUGGAUUAA